This is a messenger RNA of Cygnus olor (mute swan), 1992 nucleotides long. RefSeq names its product Rho guanine nucleotide exchange factor 39 (gene ARHGEF39). Gene Ontology annotation, cellular component: plasma membrane. Gene Ontology annotation, biological process: positive regulation of cell migration. Lineage: Eukaryota; Metazoa; Chordata; Aves; Anseriformes; Anatidae. The record is from RefSeq and is a predicted model, not a curated record. Bases 370 to 1386 code for a protein of 338 amino acids. Gene Ontology annotation, molecular function: guanyl-nucleotide exchange factor activity. The transcript is spliced from 10 exons.
AGUGUCCCCCCAACCAGCCUGAGGGGCUGGAGAGGGCUCUGUCAGCCAGCUGCAGCUCGGCUGUAAGAUCGCCCUGUCCUGGUGUCAAAGUGGGGGCUUCAGCUCCAAACUGAGAGCAGAAGGAGAGUGGAGAUAAGAGUAACCUGUGCUGCCACGCAGGGGGCAUGCCCAGGGCUGUUAGUCUGCAGAAAGUGAUGAAGGUGUGGGGUGGUGGGGCUGGAGAAGCGCAAGGCUUCUUCAAGAGGGUGCUUUCCUGCAGCCUCUUCCAGUCUUGCGGAGUUGUCUUCUUGGGGAGCAGAAGGCAGGAGGUGACCACGAGCAGGUCAAAACCUGUGAAAAUAGAGAGCUGGAGGAGGCUCUGAGACUACCAUGAGUGGCUCACCCCUGCUACUUACGGCUGGAGCAAACACUGUGGAAGAGCAGAGGGCUCGCUGGGAGAGAAAACGCAGCCGGACAGCCAAGGAGCUGCUGGAAACUGAGCACAAAUACCUUGAGCAGCUGGAUUUGGUGGUCACAUUCUUUGUGACAAUUUUAAAGGCCAAAGGGACACUUAAACCUGCUGUAAUGGAAACCAUAUUUGGACCCCUGGAAUCCAUAUAUUCGGCCAGCCAGGUUCUGUCGCUUCACCUGGAGAGAGGAAAUUUAGGACUGGGAUUGGAAAAUUUCUGUCAGAAAUUGGAGCUUUAUGGCCACUAUGCUGAGAACUUGGAACAGGCAAAUAAAACCUUGAAGGAGCAGCUGAGGAGAAAUAAGUCAUUUCGACGCUUUAAGAAGCUCCAAGAGACUCGACCUCAGUUUCAAGGAAAGAAGCUAGAGGAUUUGCUUCCUUUGCCUCUGCAGAGGUUGCACCAGUACAAGCAUUUCCUCAGAGACCUGCUGGAGAACACCAGCCCAGACAGUGCUGAGUACCAGAAACUUGCAAAGACUGUGAAAUCUGCUUCUGAGGUAUCUCAAUGGGUCCAGGACAUCAUUCGUAAGAGAGAGAACUCACUGCAGCUACUUCGUGUUCAGAAGCUCCUCAAAGGACAGAAGACCCAGGUGUUGACUCCAGGGCGCUGGUAUAUCCGAGAAGGCUGGCUUUUGGUGGUGCCUUCCAAGGGAGAAGAACUGAAGCGCAGGAUGUUCUUCCUUUUUUCUGAUAUCUUUGUUGCAACAAAACCCUGCCACCCACUCCACCUGCUAAACUCGAACAAAUUUGCAUGCACGGCUGUCUACCCACUUCACCAGUGCGUGGUGGAUAAAGUGUUUGGCCACACACAGAGCCAGGGAGGGCUCCUCAGUCUUUCCUUCCCACACAAGACACUGUUGUUGAUGUCCAGUGACCAGCAAGAUAUUAAUGACUGGUAUCAGAGUCUCAAAGCUGCAGUCAGGCGUCUGAAAGCCUGACCCAUCUGAGAACAAACUGGCAGGACAACCAUCCCUCUUGAUAGAAAGCUACAUAAUUUUAGGACAUGUUCAAGGACAUAAUAGUAGGAGAGUUGCAUUUAGAGGGACUACACACCAAGCCUGCGAAAUUAUGCUUUGUCAGCUGAUAUGGCAAAAAAACAUGUAUAUACAUUCAGAAUUUGUGUAUUACGAAUCUCUAUUAAGCCUUUCUCCCACUUUAGCUUAGAAGCUUCUAGCUUUCCUGUACUUUUUCUCCUGAUGGUUAACUUAAGGACAACUAGAAGAAACCUUGAUUUGCUUUCCCUCAUUAAAUGUUUUUUUAUCUACCUGUCUUUCUAAAUCAGCAUUUUCACGCUUGUAUGUUUACCUUCUCUUACUUCUGGCUCAUAAGUCCUUUGAUCAGAAAGGCUGUUUUGGCUAACGGUAACACAGGCAUAACACAGUAUUUCUGCUAGUGCUACAGGGCCACACAAUCUUCCUCCUGACAUAUUUUUAAUCAUUCAUACCCUUCAGUUUUCAACCAAAAUAGUUUGAAAGUUAUUGUCCUUCUUUCUCUAAGAAAGUGACAGGUGAGCAGAUCAAGGGAAAACAGUUCAGUGCUUAAAA